Lactuca saligna is the source of this 348-nucleotide messenger RNA. The record is from the annotation of a GenBank genome assembly. Lineage: Eukaryota; Viridiplantae; Streptophyta; Magnoliopsida; Asterales; Asteraceae.
AUGCCUCGUACUAGACGUAAGCCAGGAACACCUAAAAAAAAUCCUGAGCAAAUCAGCUUAGCCGCGAUUGAGGCAUUGAUCGCCCAACGUGUAGUUGAUGUCAUAGCGAGUCUAGAAACCCCUAGGAAUGUAGGAUCGGGAGGAAAUGGAGGCAAGAUUCCGCUAGGAGAUAAUCAAUUUUCCACUAUAGUAAUCUACCACGGCACCAUGGUUCUAAAUACUGAUCUCAUAGGAUCAGAAAAUAUCAAAAGAAAUCCAGAUGAAAAUUUAGAGCAAGUAGCAUGGAAGGAACAAGACUUGGGGAAAAUCUUUGUAGCAAACAUUUCGUCACCCACUCCUUUAAGGUAG